Molecule: messenger RNA, 1886 nt
Organism: Botrytis sinoallii
Lineage: Eukaryota; Fungi; Ascomycota; Leotiomycetes; Helotiales; Sclerotiniaceae
Exons: 3
Coding region: 1662-1886 (74 amino acids)
Source: RefSeq, a predicted model, not a curated record
AAUUCAUCCAUUUUCAAUUUUUUCACUUCUUCUACUUCUUCAGUGAAGAAUACACCAUUUCAAGAGAUCAAAUGCAGUAAUUCAAAUCAUGGAUUUAUUUCAAAGGGAUGAUAGUUCAUUCCUAUCAUUUUCUAAAAACAAUUGAUGAAGUCAUAACGAUAAUAAGAAAUCCUUCCAUUUUCAACGCCAUCCAUAUUCGAACAGUUAAUCAUAUCUGACCCAAAAGGCAAACAACCUCCCCUUUCUCAAUACACCAUACCGAAUCUUGUCCAUUCCCAAACAAAAGACCAAGAGAUAAGAAAUCCAAAAGUUAUAACAAUCAGAACCAGAACCCAAAUUCUAAACCCAUCAAUUAUGAAUAUUAAAAAUUUCGCCAUUACCCCGCACUUCUAUAUCACCUCAUGUUGUGAGACUCUCCAGCAUUUUCGUCUUUGCCGACCUCGUUCAAUGAGCUGGAGUUGGAACAUCUUGACCGUCGUCUCGUAGCAUUCGAAUGAAAGCACGUUCUUGAGAAUCUAAACACAUCUGUUAGCCAAUUGUGUCCUCUAAAAAGUGACAGAGGAGUCCUUACUCGGUCGAGAAUAGUUUGGGCCGGUCUCUUCCACAGUAAUCGAGCGUGUAUCGACUUGUUCAUCGCAAACGACUGCACCAUCUGGGCCCGACUCGGGAGAAUAAUCCAUUCUCAUUAAACUGAUUCUGAGGCGAUAACGACCAGGGGCGUGAAUUGCAAGAUCUGGGAAGAAAAAGUACGCUUGAUCGCGCACACCUCUAGAUCUAGUUUGAGCGAUAGGAUGCGCAGAGUCUGCGGCUUUCCCAUCCAUUUGUUCAUAUAUAACUUGACCACUGGCGUAAUGGAUGAGUGAAACACAAGUCCAGUAACCGGCAAGAUGUUCAUAAAGAUCGUGCUCACUACUGAGUUGAACAAUUAGAGGAGGGUAUAAGAUUGAUCCUGGGCGAACUCGCGCGGGAGGUUGGACUGCAAUAGAUAACAUGUUGAAGGUAAGGUGCGUAUUGGUAGGUGUUGGGUAUGAGUGCUGAUUAAAGAGGUUUUCAGAUGGCAGGAACUGAAAACUAAUAGGACAAGGAGUUGUGGAUGAUCAAAUGCGACUUCUUUUCGAUGACUUAUCGAAGUAGUGAUGGCGAGUGGGUGUUUGACUGGAUGAUAAUUGGAAGUUUGUUGUGAAUUUCGAAACGAAGACAGUGUGAAGAGAAGACUGAUCGAGAUGAUGAUGAGAAAUACUUCGAAACAUGGAUGAAAGGACUCCUUUUAUCUUUCUCCAUUGCUCACACUCGGAGAAGAAAAUAUAUGAGGCUGAGAUACCUCUUGAACAUAUCAUGGAUGGGAUAGAAUCUUCCCUCCCGAUAGGUAUCUCAAGAAUAGUUCAUGCCGCCUCAAUCGAAUAGAGAACUAUUCGCUUGUGCCCUUCGACCAGUCAGAGCCAAUCUAUUUUUUCGAUAAUAUCAGCUCUGACAGCAUCGAUGAGUGAAAUAUUACUUGAUUUUUCUACGGGUAAUUCCUCUGUGUGGCCUUUUUUUACUUUACUUCUUUUCCCCUCAGACUAUUGUUCGGGAAAUUCCAAGCAAGGGAAGCCGGUCCCACUGAACACACAUUAUUGUGGGCGUCUUAGAUCUACCCAAGAUUUGAACGUUGUAUAGAUCUCAUGCAACGAAAUGCAAGAUUUGGUUUUAUGCGGUAUUCCCAAGGGAAUGGUCCAGGACCCACGGUGGGCCAUCGGGACCCGGCAAGUCGUCACCACUGUCACAUUCGGCUCGUGUUAGUGACAAUUGCUGAUUUGAUGGCAAUGAAUUACAAGAUACAAAAUACCACCCUAGAAAAUUAUGUACUUGGAGCCAAUAAAGAGAUGGGAGUAAAGAUAGUAAGUUAA